UUACGCAGCUUUUUAAUAAUGGCGUCUGUACGAGAGAUGCGACCAGGUCUUCAAAAAUGAAGCGGAGAAGAAGUCUAUUCUAGAAAUUUCGAGACUUAUACAGGGUUUCAGUAAGUGGGCUGUCAACGUCUUCCAGUGAUUUUGUUCACUUUUUUCUUUUUUGAGACCCCGAAAUGAUGAAGAUCAAAUCGAAUCAAACGCGGACAUAUGACGGGGAUGGCUACAAGAAGCGCGCCGCCUGUCUGUGCUUCAGAAACGAGAGUGAGGAGGAGGUGUUGUUGGUGAGUAGUAUCCGGCAUCCAGGCAAGUGGAUCGUCCCUGGUGGAGGGAUGGAGCCGGAGGAAGAGCCCAACGUUGCUGCUGUUCGAGAGGUGUGUGAAGAGGCUGGUGUCAAGGGGACAUUGGGGCGUCUACUAGGAAUUUUCGAGAACACAGACAGGAAGCACAGAACAUAUGUCUAUGUCCUCAUCGUUACAGAGAUGUUGGAAGACUGGGAGGACUCUGUGAAUAUUGGGAGAAAAAGGGAAUGGUUUAAUACAGAGGAUGCCAGAAGAGUGUUGCAGUGCCACAAGCCUGUGCAGGCCUCGUACUUUGAGGCCCUACAACAGGGCAGCCUGAGCAGCAACGGGACACCCCUGGUGACCACGAUAGGGGGAGAAGAGCACUCCCCUACCUACAAUAUCAACCAGAGCUCCAGAUCGAGUAUAAGAUAACUAAAACACAGAAACUCCUGGAGACUUCUCCACAUCUUUUACCUGCUUCUUUUUCUUACUUAAUCCUGCUCCUACUACUUUUUUUUUUUACCUUCAAAAUAUCAACAAAUGUUUGCCUUGCCAGCCUUCUUGUGCCAGAGUGGAGGUACAGACUUAACAAGUGUUGGGCGAAGAAGAUAUAACACUUUGUAAUUUGAAUGUUUUUUUUGUUGCUUUUUACUAGUGAUUGCAUGAGAUAUUCCCAAACACUUGUCCUCCUUUACCUCGGUUCCUCUCUCAUAAGUUUGAUGAAUGAAACUUUCUGCUUUGGUGACGUAAAGUAUUGGUAUUGAAUGUGUUUACAGAAGAAAACAGGCUCUGCAGGGUCUUGUUUUGCUAACACUUUACUUGAAGUUGCCACACCCCUUUUUUAUAUGGCAUUCAUAAGAAUGACAACCUCUCACCAUAUACCGUGACAGAUCAUUAGUGUAAUACCUACUCCCAACUGUGUUAAGAGUUAUAAAGUAUGACAGUCUAUUUCAGUGUGACAUUUUUUAUUGUUUUUUUUUUCUUCAUAUAUUUCCUAAUCCCCUAAGAAUGAAUGGCUUUAGGUUAGAUAGGCUUGUGGGAAAGUGUCUUGUUUUGCAUGUGUGGUAAAGCUACAUGGGUGUGUCUUGUGUGACGCAAUCUGUAGGAAUGGAAUUAUCUGGUACAAACAGUCUCCCUUUGUAUUACAUUGUGAAGGUAGCACAAGCUUUGGUGUUUUGAAAGAGAAGCUUUGAUAAGGGGCUGACAAAAAAAACUACUCCCACAGUAGCUUGGGCCUUUAACCACACUGGGGCACAUCUAACCAGAACAUUGAAAUCUAAGUCAUCUGCUGUCUCACAUCUUGUCAGACUAUGACGAUGAUUUAUUGAUUGGUUUUAUAAUUCAAUGACCAGAAAGACAGAAUUGUGCAUGUUUUCUGAUCCUCAGGGGAAAGGAACAAGAACCCAGACUAGUCUUUUGAAUCUGGUUGUGUAUCAGGAGGUGGGGAGUAAUGUCGUUAGGUGUUUGUGCUUGAAUAGUAAGGCUAAUUUAAAAUGGCACUAGGAAGAUUAUGCCACUGCUGCAUAACAUGUGGACCCCACUCUAGACCCCACUCAUUGAUGUUAUGGUUUCCACUUUAUUCGAUCAUCUUAUAUCAAUUUACUUUGUUAAUAUUCAUAUUUAUUUUCUUAUGUUAUCAUGGUGAUUGAUUGCAGAUGAUGGACAUUUAUCAGUCUGUACUAAUAGCCUUUCUGUGUGUAUUGUGUAAGUUGAGGGCUGAUUGGUGUGUAUUUGAGUGUGUGACUAUGGCUGCAUUUAGACAGGCAGCCCAAUAAUAUUUUUUCCCACUAAUUGGUCUUUUGACCAAUCACAGAUCUUUUUCAGAGCUGAUCUGAUUGGUCAAAAGACCAAUUAGUGGAAAAAUAUCAGAAUUGGACUCUGUCAAAAUGCAGCCAGUGUGUGAUGCAGGAAAAGAGGUUGCACAACCUGAGAUGCAAUGCCAAGGUAAAUCACCUGCACGUUGGUGAGUACAUUUACACUCGUGAUUUCAUCAAUUCUAAAUUGUAUUCCUAACAAAUGUUUACACUGUGAUGUAGUUCUGCAUUUUCCCUUAAAUUAACACUGGACUUGUUUUUUGUCAGUGAGAUUUGUAUUUUUGUUUCUUGAAAUACUUUUAACAGGUCUUAAUAUAUUAUGUCUACUUUUGGUAUGUUCAUUGGUUGUUCAAAUUAAUAUUUUAAAUGCCGUAUUUCUGACGAAUGGAUGGAUGCCGAGUCUCAGAACCAUAGUGAUUCUGGCCUUGUCAGGACUUGGGAACAAAUAACUGGGAUUGGUAGAUAUGUUAAUGAGCUAUAAUCUGUCAAUGCAGAGAGCAAACUCUCCUACUGACCCUGGAGUUUGGUACUGUCGUUUGCGCGUCUCACUGGCCCACAAAUGAAUGUGUAGAUUCUUCUUCGCUCACACUUGUCAUCUUGUAGUUGCUAGCUGGUUUUGAUGAAGUACUUACUCCUGAGACCUACAUUUAACAUUUACAUUUAAGUCAUUUAGCAGACGCUCUUAUCCAGAGCGACUUACAAAUUGGAAAGUUCAUACAUAUUCAUCCUGGUCCCCCCGUGGGGAAUGAACCCACAACCCUGGCGUUGCAAGCGCCAUGCUCUACCAACUGAGCCACACGGGACCUCUGUGCUAAACAGCUCAAAACCCUGAUGGGCUAUGUAUGUGAUCAUCUCAAUUAUGUUUCAGGCCCACCAAGUUACCCUGCCAAGAACAAACAAUGUAAGAUGUCAUGUUGUCCAUGGUGUGAGAAUCUGACUGGCUCUGGCAGAACAGCUUGUGCCACUGAGCAUUUAGGCAUUCUUGCUGAGCUGCAUUGGUCCAAAUUUACACAACUGAUCUGGUACAAAGAGCUGUUCAGUUUUCAGCCUCCUUUUGUUCAUCUUUGAACUCUCUCUUGCCAAUGUUUAAGUUUUAUACAGCCUCUUAACCUUUAUGGCCCUAGCCCUGUGGUAUCUUGGGCCCUCAGUUGGCUAGUUUUGCCUAGCUGCAUUGCAUUUCCUUUAGUUGGUUAUGCAACAUUUAUGUAUUAGUAACUGCCUAUCAUGUGGAGUUUUGGUUCCUUUCAACAUUGACCCUGAACAUAAGAAUGUGAUGUUUGCAUGUGAACUGCAUUUUAAUUUCUUUUGACUACUUGCCUAUGGCACAUGUAAAAAUAGAAAGGGGUAGGCCUACUCAUGGUAGACCUAAAGUCAUAAUAUUGCACCAGGACGUAAUGACAUACAUGGCUUUAUUUCCCCACUAUAGGGCCAGUAGGAAUGUCAUUAUUUUCCUCAAUAUGACCAUCAUGAGGUUGUGCCAUCUACUGGCUAUGGGUCAUCUAACCAGGUGAUGGUAGUUCUCGCAGUGUUUCCCCUCCAUUCUUGAUUACUUCAGUUUACUGUUAAGGGUCUUAACAGGAUAAAGCUAAUCAAAUGAGGAAAUAUUUCUUGAAGACUGGUGUUCAGAAAUUGUUAGUCGUUACGUGCAAUGGGCCAAUCAGGCAAAUCAGACAGGCAUUUGUUCAGUUGGCCUUGCAAUUAUAUGGCUAAACAUCUCCAUGUUGUCAACUCAGAUUUCUUCAAUGGGUACAAAGUGUAAGCCUGAAUGUAAAAUGAAUUGUGCCAAUUAAUAAAAACACCAGUAUUUCA
Messenger RNA from Salvelinus namaycush (lake trout), 3904 nucleotides. Its product is annotated as diphosphoinositol polyphosphate phosphohydrolase 1-like. Gene Ontology annotation, cellular component: cytoplasm; nucleus. Gene Ontology annotation, molecular function: endopolyphosphatase activity; bis(5'-adenosyl)-pentaphosphatase activity; diphosphoinositol-polyphosphate diphosphatase activity. The transcript is spliced from 5 exons. The coding region runs from base 174 to 713 and encodes 179 amino acids. The record is from RefSeq and is a predicted model, not a curated record. NCBI's taxonomy places the organism in Eukaryota, Metazoa, Chordata, Actinopteri, Salmoniformes, Salmonidae. Gene Ontology annotation, biological process: diadenosine pentaphosphate catabolic process; diphosphoinositol polyphosphate metabolic process; diadenosine hexaphosphate catabolic process.